AUGAGUGGGCCGGGAGCCGGACUGCGCAGUAUCGACACACCAAUGGAGGAAAUUGAAUCCAUCUUUGACACCGUGUUUGCUCCUAGCCCAGGAGACGCAGCACAUGAAUUGGAUCCUUCUUUGGUGUCAGACCUAGUCCAACUGUAUGGAAGUGAUGAGGAUAUACUAGAUGCCUACUAUGUCUUCAUCCAUCCUUAUCACCCAAUUCUCCCUCCACCCGAACGUUUGCCCGUAUAUAACCGCCCCUUGUCUCAGCGGCCAGAGUUUCGGCCGGCAAGUCCGCUGAGUCUAGCUAUCUCUGCCCUUCUGGUCCUCAUUCCACAUCCGAACGAGUCAGAUCCAUUGAGAGCAGAGUAUGUGAAGCUUCGCAGAGGGUUUGCGCAGACUUUUGCUCGAGAUGCUCUGAAAGCUGUAGAGCUUGAUGCCAGUCUGCUAAACCCAUCGAAUAAUACUCUCAGUGUGCAUAGAGCAAGGUUUCAUCCUAAGUUGCCUUUGUGUCUAGAAGGCAUCCUAGCUCUGAAUAUUCUAAGUGUCUAUGAGUAUGCACAGCGAGGCAGUUUAUGCACAAUGAGCGAUCGAGCUAAUGAGGCACUGACAUCAGCGAUGAAACUGUCGUUGCAUGAGACCCUUGAGGAGGAUGAAUAUGCGGAAGCCAGGCGGAGGACAUGGUGGAUGACGUACAUGGUGGCAUGUCAAGCAGCCAUUUUGAACAACAUGCCUGCCACAUUCGACCCGUUUGAUCCUCAUUUUGCGACACCAUUUCCCGAGGGAUGGAAGGUGCCUGUCGAGGCGCAACAGACGCUCCUUGAGACUGUCGCGUUUAUGACUGACCUCGAGCAAACGAAGGCUUCGGGUCAAAGUGAAUCUGGGAUACGGGAGCGGAUGUUGGGUCUUGAUUCCCAGAUCGGAUCAUUGUUGUUUCUAUGCAGAGACACGCGGUCUGCCCCCAAGAUCGUUCCAACACAGGUGGAAUCUCCGGAGGUCGCGGCCUCCCAGAUCAUGAUCACUAUUGCAGAAAUCCGAUUGCACACCGCCAGAAUUAAGGCUCACAGACUUUGUGCUUUCCAAGAUAUUCCCAGUUUCCAUCAGCAGCAGUGCGAAAUCGGACCAUCUCCCAUUGUAUCUGAAUCUGGGACCCGGCCCGACUCGCUUUCUGCUAGUGGAGCAGAAAGCACACAGCCUUCAACGCCUUCAUCAAGCUCACCUUUGCAUUUUCCUUUAUCCUCGCACGAAUCCUCCAAAAUCUGCUUCCACGGCGCCCUUAACAUCGUCACCUUACUGAACAAUCUUCCCUUCCCUAACCCGACCAACGAGGUCCCACUCAACAGCCCACCGUAUCUCUCCCAGACAACCCGCGUCGAGAUCCCACGGAGCAUACUCACCUUUGCCUGCUGUGGAAUGCAAUCCGGCUAUGUGAUGUUAAUGCUUUGUCUCAAGGCACGCGCUCUACGGGAGCGCCGUAUGGAGGAGUCCAAUUUCGCAGACACUCCCUCUCUGACAGCUCUUUUGAAUGAUCUGCAUCAAAGCUUACGGCUGCUUGUCAAGUGUUUGAAUAACUGUGCGGUCGCAUUUGAGGCGCUUUCUGGAAUGAGAGGUACUCCUAUUCCUGUGUCUGAGAAUACUGUUGCCUUAUAUUUCAACUGA
This is a messenger RNA of Aspergillus udagawae, 1644 nucleotides long. RefSeq names its product transcription factor domain-containing protein. NCBI's taxonomy places the organism in Eukaryota, Fungi, Ascomycota, Eurotiomycetes, Eurotiales, Aspergillaceae. The coding region runs from base 1 to 1644 and encodes 547 amino acids. The record is from RefSeq and is a predicted model, not a curated record. The transcript has 6 exons.